Molecule: messenger RNA, 1257 nt
Organism: Formica exsecta
Lineage: Eukaryota; Metazoa; Arthropoda; Insecta; Hymenoptera; Formicidae
Exons: 7
Coding region: 282-1034 (250 amino acids)
Biological process (GO): regulation of transcription by RNA polymerase II
Cellular component (GO): nucleus; transcription regulator complex
Source: RefSeq, a predicted model, not a curated record
CCUUGCACAAUGCCAGGCAACAGGCAAUAGGAACAGGAAAUAAGAACAAGGGAAAUAGGAACAAGGAAUUCCAACAUACCAGAAACCUUGUACCAAUACAGAAUGGACCGUGACACAAGAAAUAAACACAGAAUUUCCAUCACAUUGGAAAUUCUAUGCCUAUUGCUUGUUGCCAACCAAUCACAGCGUUCGAAUUUUUGAGCAAAUAUGUUCGAUCAUUGUGAUUAUUCGAAUCGUUUCAAGAAUACAGAAGAGGAAGAGUGUGAUGAUGGUCUGGACGUAUGAUAUUUAAUCAUCAAAACUCAUUUAACAAAUAUAUAAAAUUUGGUGAUGAAUUAUUAAUAGAUAUGGUUCGUUCUCGUCCAUAUCUUUAUGAUAAAAGUGUAGAGAAUUAUAAGGAUACGACAAUGAAGGAGAAUACAUGGACAGAAAUUGCCACUGCUCUAAACAUUACACUUGCAGAGUGCAAGAAUCGAUGGUUACGUCUCCGGCAACGCUUUAGUAAGGAAAGGCAACUGCGAGAGCAAGAGACAAGAAGUGGAGCCGGAAAGCCUACCAGACAAAAAUGGAUGUUAUAUGAGAGCCUUACUUUCUUGGGAAGGCAUAUAACUCAAAGAAAAAGCUUUUCUAAUAUCAAUUUUACAAAGCUAUCCGAGCCAAGCAAUGUCAGUGGAACAUCGUUGAAAACCCAACAUUCAAUAAUUCUUCAGGAUGACUAUGAAAUGUCCACCAAUGACAAUUCCAAUCACAAGACAUCAACUUCAACAUCUGGCCAGCAGUCACUGCAUACAUCGACGUCGAAAGAAAUAUGCAACACAUUGCCAAACAUGUCGAUUCAUAAAAAUCAGCCUACUGUUUAUUUGGAACAAGAUCAUGAUUCACCCUCGCCGUUGCUACGCCGUACGUCACUUGCAACAACUGAAGAAAUUUCAUUGCCAUCGACAUCUUUCUUGUCCCAAACAUCUGCUUCGGAGACAGAGGGAUCAGUUAAAGUCAGUCCACCAACUUCUUGCUUUUCGGGGAACCAACAAUGAACUUUUAAAAAGCGCAGAUUUGAUCCAGUGGAAACAGCAUUCCAUCAGAUGAACAGCACAUUAAAUACAAUGGUAGCUGAAGUGUGUUCCCGGAGGAAACCGGUAAACGAAAACGAUCCAGAUGUUCUCAUUGGAAAACUCGUCACAGCGGAGCUUCAAAUGACAGCAGAACCACACAAAAGCGAGUUAAAACGAAAAUUUAUGGAGUUGCUAUAUUUUUCUA